Psylliodes chrysocephalus is the source of this 931-nucleotide messenger RNA. The record is from the annotation of a GenBank genome assembly. Lineage: Eukaryota; Metazoa; Arthropoda; Insecta; Coleoptera; Chrysomelidae.
AUGCUAACAAUAAACAUUAUUUUAUUAAUUUCACUAUUUUUUGGUAAUAUUUUUAAUACUCCGAUAGCAGAUAAAAAAGAAAUUGAAUCGAAUCUGGACUCUUGGAAUGAAUUUGAUCUUCAGAAUCCUGAAGAAUUAGGAAAUUAUUUUGAAGGAGACCUUAUUAAUCCAAAGUUUGGUAGAAAUGGUUUAGUUGAUACGGCUUCCAGGUGGAAUAAAGGGAUAAUACCAUAUGAGAUCAGUAGAAAUUUUCAAACACAGGAUAAAAAUGUAAUUCUUCAGGCUAUGAAUGUAUACAGUAAAUAUACUUGCAUAAGUUUUAGACCUAAGACUCCUGAUGACAAAGACUACAUAUCUAUUACGAAUUAUAAUAAUGGGUGUUGGUCUCAAGUUGGUAGACAAGGUAAAAAACAAGAAGUCAAUCUACAAAGUCCACAGUGCACUAAAAAAUUGGGAACAUCUUUACACGAAUUGAUGCAUGCUGCUGGAUUUCUUCAUGAACAGAAUAGAAACGAAAGAGACGACUUUGUUACUAUUAAAUGGGAUAAUAUCAAAGAUGAUAGAGAACGAAAUUUUGAUAAAGCAGAAGAAGGUUAUGAACAAGGUUUUGGAGUACCCUAUGAUUUUGUAUCUGUAAUGCAUUACUCAAGUUAUGCGUUCUCUUCUAAUGGUGAACGCACUAUCAUAACCAAAGACCCAAAAAACCUUGAUAAAAUUGGUCAACGACGAGGCUUCAGUAUAGGAGAUAUAAUGAAAAUUAAUGCAAUGUACGAUUGUCCUGAAAAAACACAGCAGCUUAAUCUUACCGGUGACAUCAUAGAAACACUAACUAACAACAAUGGCAAUCAAAAAGAACAAGAAAGAAAUACACUAUGGGAGGCUGUAAAUAAUUUUUUUUCAAUUUUUGACGAAUAAUAAAUUUUACUAAAGA